This is a messenger RNA of Rhizophagus irregularis DAOM 181602=DAOM 197198, 439 nucleotides long. The record is from RefSeq and is a predicted model, not a curated record. Lineage: Eukaryota; Fungi; Glomeromycota; Glomeromycetes; Glomerales; Glomeraceae.
GCAGCUUUUUUUAACUUGCUAUAAAAUGAUUCCAUUCAAAAAAGAAAUUUAAUGAAAACUUUUUCGACUUUUUUCAAUAAAUAUCUGUAUUCAUUCUUUCCCUUCGAAACAAAGAACUUUUCCUUUUUCAACGUGUUCUUUGAUUAGAUUAUAUGUAUGCGUAUGUAAAAUGAAUGAAAUACGCGAGAAACGAGAUUUUUAGAUUUUGUGAUAUUGAUAGAUAUGAUCAAAAAGUUUCGGUAAUGGUUCAAUUUUUUUUAAUUAUAAAUAUCAGUCCUCUUGAACCUACCUUUCAAUUCAUAAUUUUAAAUCUUAACUUUUUACUCCUCAAUUUUAACACUUUUUUAAUCUCUCGCUUUUCACACAUUUUAAUCUUCUCACACAUUUUCACAUUUUUUAUACUUUUUAAACUUUAAAUAAAUAAAUAAAUAAAAAAANA